AUGCCCAGCGACAAGACCAUUGGAGGCGGAGAUGACACCUGGAUGAGUGACGCCUUCAAUACCUUCUUCUCAGAGACGGGUGCGGGCAAGCACGUCCCGCGCUGCGUCAUGGUGGACUGGAGCUCAGAUCUCGAGCCGACCGUCGUGGAUGAGGUCCGCACCGGCACGUACCGUCAGCUUUUCCACCCGGAGCAGUUGAUCUCUGGCAAGGAGGACGCGGCAAACAAUUUCGCACGCGGACACUACACGAUCGGGAAGGAGAUUGUUGACCUGGUGCUCGACAGGAUCCGCAAGUUGGCCGACAACUGCACUGGCUUGCAGGGCUUCUGCGUGUACAACGCCUGCGGCGGAGGCACCGGCUCCGGCUUGGGCUGCUUGAUGCUUGAGCGCCUGUCCGUGGACUACGGAAAGAAGAGCAAGAUUUCCUUCACGGUCUGGUGCUGCCCCCAGGUGGCAACAGCAGUGGUCGAACCGUACAACACGGUCCUGUGCGUCCACUCCUUGUUGGAGCACACAGAUGUGACGAUCAUGUACGACAACGAGGCGCUUUAUGACAUUUGCCGCAGGAACUUGGACAUUGAGCGCCCGACCUACACGAACCUGAACCGUCUCAUUGCCCAGAUCAUCAGCUCCCUCACGGCCAGCCUUCGCUUCGACGGAGCCUUGAACGUCGACAUCACCGAGUUCCAGACGAACCUGGUGCCCUACCCGCGCAUCCACUUCAUGUUGACGUCCUACGCCCCGGUCAUCUCCGCAGAGAAGGCCUACCAUGAGCAGCUCUCCGUGGCCGAGAUCACGAUGUCCGUCUUUGAGCCGGCUUCCAUGAUGGUCAAGUGCGAUCCCCGACAUGGGAAGUACAUGGCCUGCUGCAUGAUGUACCGUGGCGACGUGGUGCCCAAGGACGUGAAUGCCGCAGUGGCCACCAUCAAGACCAAGCGCACCAUCCAGUUCGUGGAUUGGUGCCCGACAGGCUUCAAGUGCGGCAUCAACUACCAGCCGCCAACCGUGGUCCCAGGUGGAGACCUGGCCAAGGUCAUGCGCGCGUGCUGCAUGAUUUCGAACUCCACCGCCAUCGCGGAAGUCUUCUCGCGCAUCGACCACAAGUUCGACUUGAUGUACUCGAAGCGCGCCUUCGUCCACCACUACGUCGGCGAAGGCAUGGAGGAGGGCGAGUUCUCCGAGGCCCGCGAGGACCUGGCGGCCCUGGAGAAGGAUUACGAGGAGGUGGGCAUCGAAACUGCCGAGGGAGAAGGUGAGGAAGAAGGCUACGGAGACGAGUUCUGA
This is a messenger RNA of Symbiodinium natans, 1284 nucleotides long. The record is from the annotation of a GenBank genome assembly. NCBI's taxonomy places the organism in Eukaryota, Dinophyceae, Suessiales, Symbiodiniaceae.